Messenger RNA from Ilex paraguariensis (yerba mate), 303 nucleotides. Lineage: Eukaryota; Viridiplantae; Streptophyta; Magnoliopsida; Aquifoliales; Aquifoliaceae. The record is from the annotation of a GenBank genome assembly.
AUGCCUAAAGAUCAAAUAUUCAAGCUAAGUUUGCCACAGAUUGACAAAGAAGAAGAUGGUGAUGAGGAGUGUCGAACGCCAACUUCUCAGGCAGCCAAGAUUCCUAUAGAUCAAAGCUGCCCUCCGCCACCGCGAAAGCGAAAGCGAAAGCAGGUAAUCUUCCAGAAGAGAAAGUUUCCGGAGUUGCAGUUCUUUGAAGUCGACAGAGGUGAGGAGGUAGAGUUGUUCUUCCAAUCAAGUUCAUCGCCCGAGCUUUCUAGGGUUGCACCUUGCUCCCUGAAAAAGAGGCAUACGAGUCAAUGA